AUGCCUACUGAUGCCCAGAUCGCCGGCGGCCACAAGGCCAACCUCAACAACCCCAACACCUCGGAGGAGUCCAAGCAGCACUCCCGCCAGGUCCUCGAGAACGAGUUCAACGGCGGUGAUGUUCCCAAGUCGACCGACUCUGGCGACAAGAACCCCGGAAACGUUGCUGGCGGCCUGAAGGCCACUCUCAACAACCCCAAGGUCUCGGACGAGGCCAAGAAGUCCGCGAAGGACCGUCUCGAGGGUAUGCAGUAG
Messenger RNA from Thyridium curvatum, 255 nucleotides. RefSeq lists its product as uncharacterized. The coding region runs from base 1 to 255 and encodes 84 amino acids. The record is from RefSeq and is a predicted model, not a curated record. Gene Ontology annotation, cellular component: cytoplasm. NCBI's taxonomy places the organism in Eukaryota, Fungi, Ascomycota, Sordariomycetes, Thyridiales, Thyridiaceae. The transcript is spliced from 3 exons.